GGGCCGGAGCGCAGCCUUAGCAGUGGCUGCUGCAGGAGCAGCGGCCGCCUUGGGAGUCGGCGGAGAGGCAGCCGCGGAGCGCUGAGCUGGCCGCGCCCCGAGGCCCGGCCCUGGGGGUGGGUAACCGCGCCAAGGAGCUGGAAACUUUCCCGCAGUUCUCGUCCCGUCUUGGUGUAGUCGCCUGAUCCAGAGGAACUUCUGGGGUGCCCCCAGAGUGAGACAGCUGCUCUCUGUUGCCAGCAAGUGGAGUCUGGGGUGAGGCAAGAAGCAAAGGAGUGUUGAAAAUGUUAAAGGCUGUGCUGAAGAAGAGCCGAGAGGGAGGAAAGGGAAGCAAGAAGGAAACAGGAGGCGACUUUGGUCCAGAGACUUCCCCUCCAGUCCUGCCGCCUGGCCAUGGCGGUGAGUUCCCUGUGAGCAGCCUUCCAGUGGCAGAGGAUGCCUACAGGGUGAGCUUGGCUAAAGGCGUCUCCAUGUCUCUGCCUUCGUCACCUCUGCUGCCCCGACAGUCUCACUCUGUGCCGUCAAGGUCAACCAAAAAGUCCCCAGGUCCUGUCAGGAAGCCCAAGUAUGUGGAAAGCCCCAGAGUGCCUGGAGAUGCAGUCAUAAUCCCGUUCCGAGACGUGCCCAAGCCAGCAGAGCCCAGUGAGAAUGAAGCAAAGGCCGAUAAUGAACCGAGCUGUUCGCCGGCAGCUCAAGAACUGUUGACAAGGCUGGGAUUUUUACUGGGAGAAGGGAUCCCAAGUGCCACACAUAUAACCAUUGAAGAAAAAAAUGAAACCAUGUGCACAGCCCUGAGCCAAGGCAUCAGCCCUUGCUCCACUCUUACAAGCAGCACCGCCUCUCCCAGCACCGACAGCCCCUGCUCAACCUUGAACAGCUGUGUCAGCAAGACGGCAGCCAACAAAAGUCCCUGUGAGACCGUUAGCAGCCCUAGUUCCACCCUGGAAAGCAAGGACAGUGGAAUUAUAGCCACAAUUACAAGUUCAUCGGAAAAUGAUGACCGGAGUGGCUCCAGUUUGGAAUGGAAUAAGGACGGAAGCCUAAGGUUAGGGGUACAGAAGGGAGUGCUCCAUGACCGCAGGGCAGAUAAUUGCUCCCCAGUGGCAGAAGAGGAGCCCCCUGGGCCAGCGGAGAGCGUGCUGCCCAAAGCCGAAGCCUCAGUUGGAGAUGGUCCGGUCCCUUAUUCUCAGAGCUCCAGCUCGCUAAUAAUGCCACGGCCCAACUCAGUUGCAGCAACGAGCUCAACCAAAUUGGAAGACCUGAGUUAUUUGGACGGACAGCGAAAUGCUCCCCUCCGGACAUCCAUUAGGUUACCGUGGCACAGUACGGCUGGAGGUAGGGCGCAGGAAGCACGAUUUGCUCCCUACAAGCCACAAGACAUUUUGUUGAAACCAUUGUUGUUUGAAGUACCAAGCAUAACCACAGACUCUGUGUUUGUGGGAAGGGAUUGGCUCUUUCACCAGAUAGAAGAAAACUUGAGGAACACAGAACUGACAGAAAACAGAGGCGCGGUGGUUGUUGGAAACGUGGGCUUUGGGAAGACGGCUAUCAUUUCUAAGUUGGUGGCGCUGAGCUGCCACGGAAGCCGCAUGAGGCAGAUCGCUUCCAACAGCCCCAGCUCAUCAACGAAAACUUCAGAUUCCUCCCAGGAUGUUCCUUUCACUCCACUGCUUUCACCAAGUUCUACAAGUGGUCCUGGUGCGGCCAAAUCCCCCCCAGUGUCUGGGUCUGAUGCUUCUGAGAACCGGAGACCACGAGAGGAUGCAGUGAAAUACCUGGCUUCUAAGGUCGUGGCCUACCACUACUGCCAGGCCGACAACACCUACACGUGCCUGGUGCCCGAGUUCGUGCACAGCAUCGCGGCCCUGCUCUGCCGGUCCCACCAGUUGGCCGCCUACCGGGACCUGCUGAUAAGGGAGCCCCAGCUCCAGAGCAUGCUGAGCCUCAGGUCCUGUGUGCAGGACCCGGUGGCUGCCUUCAAGCGGGGCGUGCUGGAGCCGCUCACAAGCCUGAGAAACGAGCAGAAAAUUCCUGAAGAAGAAUACAUUAUUUUGAUAGAUGGCUUAAAUGAAGCUGAGUUUCAUAAACCUGAUUAUGGAGAUACGCUUUCUUCGUUUAUUACCAAGAUUAUUUCAAAAUUCCCUGCUUGGUUGAAGUUGAUUGUGACUGUAAGAGCCAAUUUCCAGGAAAUCGUCAGCGAGCUGCCAUUUGUCAAGCUGUCCUUGGAUGACUUUCCGGACAAUAAGGACAUCCACAGCGACCUGCACGCCUACGUCCAGCACAGGGUCCACAGCAGCCAGGACAUCCUCAGCAACAUCUCACUGAACGGCAAAGCCGAUGCUGCACUCAUCGGCAAAGUCAGCAGCCACCUGGUUCUGCGGAGCCUCGGCUCCUACCUGUACCUCAAGCUCACCUUGGACCUCUUCCAAAGGGGACACCUGGUCAUCAAGAGCGCCAGCUACAAGGUGGUGCCUGUGUCUCUGUCUGAGCUCUACCUGCUGCAGUGCAACAUGAAGUUCAUGACCCAGUCUGCUUUCGAGAGAGCACUUCCCAUUUUAAACGUGGCCCUGGCGUCCCUCCACCCCAUGACGGAUGAGCAGAUCUUCCAGGCGAUCAACGCCGGCCACGUCCAAGGGGAGCAGGGCUGGGAGGACUUCCAGCAGAGGAUGGAUGCCCUCUCCUGCUUCCUCAUCAAGCGGCGAGACAAAACCCGCAUGUUCUGCCACCCAUCCUUCAGGGAGUGGCUCGUGUGGAGAGCAGAUGGGGAGAACACAGCCUUCCUGUGUGAGCCCAGGAAUGGGCACGCUCUGCUGGCGUUCAUGUUUUCGCGACAGGAGGGCAAGCUGAACCGCCAGCAGACCAUGGAGCUUGGCCAUCACAUCCUGAAGGCACACAUUUUCAAGGGCCUCAGCAAGAAGAUGGGAAUCUCUUCAAGCCACCUCCAGGCCCUGUGGAUCGGGUACAGCACUGAGGGGCUGUCCGCGGCCCUGGCCUCUCUCAGGAAUCUCUACACUCCCAAUGUGAAGGUGAGCCGUCUCCUGAUUUUAGGAGGGGCCAACGUGAACUACAGGACCGAAGUGUUAAAUAACGCCCCGAUCCUGUGCGUCCAGUCUCACCUUGGCCACGAGGAAGUGGUCACUCUGCUUCUGGAAUUCGGCGCCUGCUUGGAUGGCGUGUCAGAGAACGGCAUGACUGCCCUCUGCUACGCAGCCGCUGCAGGCCACAUGAAGCUGGUGUGUCUGCUGGCCAAGAAGGGGGCGAGGGUGGACCACCUGGAUAAGAAAGGCCAGUGCGCGCUGGUCCACAGCGCACUGAGGGGCCACGGCGACGUUCUCCGCUACCUGCUGACCUGCGAGUGGUCGCUGGGCCCGCCCCAGCCUGGCGCGCUGAGGAAGAGCCAAGCCUUGCAGCAGGCGCUGACGGCGGCCGCCAGCAUGGGCCACAGCUCGGUGCUCCAGUGCUUGCUGGAACUGGAAAAGGAACAUGAAAUAGACGUCAAUGGCACCGACACGCUGUGGGGAGAAACAGCCCUGACGGCCGCGGCUGGACGAGGCAAGCUGGAGGUCUGUGAGCUGCUGCUGGAGCGUGGAGCUGCCGUGUCUCGGACUAACAGGAGAGGGGUCCCUCCAUUGUUCUGUGCGGCACGCCAGGGGCAUUGGCAGAUUGUUAGGUUGCUGUUGGACCACGGCUGUGACGUGAACCUAAGUGACAAGCAGGGCCGGACGCCCCUCAUGGUGGCUGCUUGCGAAGGGCACCUGAGCACCGUGGAAUUUCUCCUUUCAAAAGGUGCCAUCCUUUCUUCUCUGGACAAGGAGGGUCUGUCGGCAUUAAGCUGGGCAUGUCUGAAAGGUCACAGGGCUGUUGUCCAGUUCCUAGUGGAGGAGGGAGCCGAGAUCGACCAGACGGACAAGAACGGCCGCAGCCCCUUGGACCUGGCCGCCUUCUACGGCGACGCGGAGACCGUGCUGUAUCUGGUGGACAAGGGGGCUGUGAUUGAGCACGUGGACCACAGCGGUAUGCGGCCCUUGGACAGAGCCAUCGGUUGUCGGAACACAUCCGUAGUGGUUACGCUGCUGAGAAAAGGAGCCAAGUUAGGAAAUGCUGCCUGGGCGAUGGCUACUUCCAAACCUGAUAUUUUGAUUAUACUUUUACAGAAAUUGAUGGAGGAAGGAAACGUGAUGUACAAAAAAGGGAAGAUGAAAGAGGCAGCCCAAAGGUACCAGUACGCCUUAAGGAAAUUUCCUCGAGAAGGAUUUGGAGAGGACAUGAGACCAUUCAAUGAGCUAAGAGUUUCCCUCUAUCUCAAUCUGUCUCGCUGCCGAAGGAAAACAAAUGACUUCGGCAUGGCGGAAGAAUUUGCUUCCAAGGCCCUUGAGUUGAAACCAAAGUCCUACGAAGCCUUUUAUGCCAGGGCCAGAGCCAAGAGAAGUAGCAGGCAGUUCGUGGCUGCCCUGGCUGACUUGCGGGAAGCAGUGAAGCUCUGUCCCACCAACCAGGAGAUCAGGCGGCUCCAGGCCCGCGUGGAGGAGGAGUGCAAGCAGCUCCAGAGGAGCCAGCAGCAGAAGCAGCAGGCCCCCCCGCCUGCCCCACCCACCGACUCGGACAACGAGGAGUAUGCCCCGACGCCCGGCCUGAACGACCGCUUUCACCUUGAGGAGGCUGAAGAGGAGGAGACGUCGCCACCAGAAGAAGCCAUUUCCCUUGCUCCCAGGCCCCCGCCAUCCUCGUCCGCACCCUCCCCGUACAUCCGAAACCUUCAGGAAGGGCUCCAGCCCAAGAUAAGGCCCGUGUCGCCACUGCAGAGUCGGCCGGGGGCCGGCAAGGCCCUGAGGGAGGCGGUGGCUCAGCCGGGGCUGACGGUGCAGCCCACCAAGCAGGCGCAGAUCGUGAAGACCAGCCUGCACCUGGGCUCCGGACCUGCGGGUGUGAGAAACGGCAGCUCGAAGACGCAGGUCUCUCCGCUGAAUCCUCCCCCGAGCCCCAUGCCUGGAAGACUGCCCACUGCCCCCGCCGGUAGCAGAAGCCUGCAUCUGGAGGGAGCAGCCUCGGGUCCCUUCGGCGACCGGCUGGGGCCCAGCCCCGCAAUCCACCUGCAGCACAGUGAGGGCGACGCUGCGUAUCCUUUACCAAGCAAGAUAAAAAGUGCAGAGAGGCUUCUGUCUCAUGCUGCCGUGGCUGUGGACGUGGUCCCUUUAAACCCAGGGGGGCCAGUGAGCUGCAGCGACACCCGACACCCGACUUCCCUCAGUAGUUCAGGCUCUUCCGGUUCUCCAUCAAGCAGCAUCAAGAUGUCAAGCUCCACCAGUAGUUUGGCUUCAAGCAGCAGUUUCUCGGAUGGCUUCAAAGUUCAAGGACCAGAUGUUCGAAUUAAAGACAAGGUUGGUAGCCAGGUUCCGAGUGGCACAGCUGAGCACAGACCUCGCAAUACUCCAUUCAUGGGCAUCAUGGAUAAGACCGCGAGGUUCCAGCAGCAGAACCAUCCGCCUGGCCGCACCUGGCACUGUGCGGUGCCAGAGGGGCUGCUGACGAGCGCGCCUUCUGCAGCUGGCCUGCAGGCCUCGAACUCUGAGAAGCCCUCUCUCAAGCAAGCCAAAGCCUGCCCUGGGUCUACCCUGGGUGGAGGUGUCCACAACGGGGCCCAGGUGAAGGAGCUAGAAGAAAAGAAGUGCCAAAUGCCAGCCCACUGUCAGGACAGCAGGGUAACUAAGACCAUUUCACAUCUGUAUCAGGAAAGUAUGUCUAAACAGCAGUCUCAUAUCAGCAGUGAAGCCCACAGGAGUCACCUCCCUUCAGCAAAACCAAAGCGAUCAUUCAUAGAAUCAAAUGUGUGAGCCUUAAGAGAGAGACCCAUUUGUAGUAUUUGGAAGACAGUGUGUUGGUGCCUGGUAAUAAUUAAAUGGUUGUACAUGAGAAAAAUUACUUUUUAGCCAUAUGUUUUUUCCCCUCUGGAGUGGAUCAGAUGCCAUUGAUAUACUAAAAGUGUCGGAUUAAAUUUCUUUAGUAAAUUAGAAGUCACCAGAAAUAAGAAUGCUAACCAGAAUUGGAAGACUGCAACUAGCUAUGCCUAUUAAGUUAUAAUUUUAAGACAGCCAGGAAGACAUUAACUCAUGCCUUUCUCUUACGAAAUUGUUUGGUUUUUAUCACUUUUCUCCUAGCAUUUGCUAUGUAGUUAAGAUUACAUUAUUUCUUAGAUAAUGUAAAUAUCUAGUAAUAGUUUAACUCAUGACAUAAUAUCCAGGUGAUAUGUCCUGGAAAAGAGGAAAUUUUCAAGUAACAGUUCCAAUAAGUCAAAUCUUUAUAUAUAUAUAUGUAUGUAUACAUACAGUUGACCCUUAAACAAUGUAGGGGUUCGGGGCACCAACCUCUAUAGUCAAAUAUCCAUGUAUAACUUUACAUGGAUUGGUCCUCUGGAGAGUUCCACAUCCUUGUGUUAACCAUCUGUGGAUCAUGUAGUACUAUACUGACUGAAAAAAAGUGGACCUGCACAGUUCAAACCCAUUGUUCAAGGGUCAGAGAGUGUGUGUGUGUGUGUAUAUAUGUAUAUAAAAGACCUGAGUAAUUUCUAUCUGAAUAUAAAUGUGACUUUACAUAUUAUACAGCUGGUUUUUUUUUUAAGCAAAAUACAAGAACAUCCAGGUAAUGUUCUCUUCAUAGCAGUUCCCUUAAAAAGAUCAACUUUUAUUUCUGUGUUACGGUUCUCAUUAAAAUAUUUUUAUAGCACCUUUUUUUGGAACUACAUUCCUGCUUCAAUGUAUUUUUUAAUAUUUGAAAAUGAUAUAAACCAUUUGGAAUCAUGAUUGGUAGUUAAGUUGAAUGUGGGCUAAAACACUAAGUUUUAGUAGUAGUAGUCUGUAUUUUUAUACAGCAUUCUCGGUGACGUGUAAAUUAGCUCUCAACUGAUUCCCAAAGUGCUUUUAUCAAUGACAGCACUCCUGGAACAAGCCUUCCAAGGUCCUCUAAGGACAGUAUUUAAUUUGGAUACUUAAGGUAUGGUUGGCUAUUGCUUUUAUUAUACAGUCAUUACUUUAGAGCUAUAUGUUGUAUAUAUGAAAUAGCUAAAGUUGUAUUCAGACUUGUAAAUAUAACUAUUUCAAGUAGUUAAUCUGGAAGUCAUAUAUUUGCAUGUGCUUUUUAAGCUUCAUCCAUGCUGUUUACUGCACUGAGCGAUAUAUAGGGCAUGUUAACAUUAUCCAAGUAACGGCACUUUAUCUCAUUUAUAUGAACACCUCUGAGGUGCUACUUAAGUCCAAACUGAUGUAUUAUUCAUUUGUAAAGAUAAGGUACAGGAAUGAUCCUUGAGUUAAAGGUAUUUUUAUAUGAAAAUGAUAUGCUAUUGGAGGAUGUUAAAAUGCUAGUUUUGAGAGAAGUGGGAGUGUUUUAUACGUUGGGAUGUGAAAUUAUUUUCUAGACUUGGAGAGAAGGAAGUUCUAUAUUUACAGAAUGUUUUAAAAAUGAAGAGUCGUAAUGAAGUUCCUGUAAGCAUCAUUAUAGUCUUGUACGAAUAGGAAUCUUCUGGUGUCAUUCUUCAACAUUAGUUCCUGUGUACAGUGUACUCUGUAUAGUUUUAUUGUGUGUGUUUUUUAAGAGGCUUUUCAUGAGGUUCUGCUAUAACUACUAUGGCUUAUUUAUUGUUUUCUUUAAUGUUGUGGAAGUCUUACUCUUUCAUUAUGUAGUUUUGUUUCUGCACAACUACUGUACUUGUCUGUCUGGAAUAAAGACAAUAGUUUGUUUUGCAUUAAAUGAAACAGUGGCUGAGUAGAGAAGAUUCUGA
Molecule: messenger RNA, 7771 nt
Organism: Capra hircus (goat)
Lineage: Eukaryota; Metazoa; Chordata; Mammalia; Artiodactyla; Bovidae
Gene: TANC1
Product: tetratricopeptide repeat, ankyrin repeat and coiled-coil containing 1
Exons: 27
Coding region: 285-5831 (1848 amino acids)
Biological process (GO): regulation of postsynapse organization
Cellular component (GO): glutamatergic synapse
Molecular function (GO): protein binding
Source: RefSeq, a predicted model, not a curated record